This is a messenger RNA of Gossypium arboreum, 2023 nucleotides long. RefSeq names its product protein OCTOPUS. The transcript has 2 exons. Lineage: Eukaryota; Viridiplantae; Streptophyta; Magnoliopsida; Malvales; Malvaceae. The record is from RefSeq and is a predicted model, not a curated record. The coding region runs from base 128 to 1810 and encodes 560 amino acids.
AAAUUGAAUAAAAAAUGAUGCAAUUAAUACCAUUUGUUUAGCUAAUAAAAUUGAUAGGUUAGAAUCAAGGCCAAUAUUGAUUUCUGAUUUCUAAGACAGAUGGUGAUGGUAAUGGUAAUGGAAGGCCAUGACUUCGCAACCCCAGCCUCAACAGCACCACCGUCAGAGUCGUCGUCUCUCCACCUGUCACCGCCACCCGACUACCGCACCCAUUACUGGGUUCUGUGCAUCAUGUCUUCGGGAACGUCUAGCGGGCAUCCAGGACAACUGUCCCACUCCUUCAACCUCCCAGCUCCGCCGCUCUAAGUCUUGCUCCGGUGGUCCUGCCCCAUCCUCCGCCUCUGCCGCCUCAGAGCCCCGCCGUAAAUCUUGCGACGUAAGGGCUCACAGUUCACUAUAUGACCUUUUCGCCAUCGAUGACAAAAUAACAACCCUCAAUCUCAAUCACCCUCCUUCAAAAGUUGAAGCUGUUCAAGGUUUUGAAGAAGAAGAAGAAGAGGAAGGAGAAUUGAAAACCAUGAAAGAAUUCAUAGAUCUCGAAUGGGGCAGCAAAAAAGCUUCAGGGAGAUCUUUAUGGGAAGCUGCUUCAGUAUUUAGCAAGAGAUUGAGGCAAUGGCGGAAAAAACAAAGCAAAAGGAAGGAGAAAAAUGAGGCUUCGGUUCUUGAGAAGGCAAACAAAAAGGGGUUAAGAGAGACUCAGUCGGAGAUCGGAGAAUAUGGGUUGUUUGGAAGAAGAUCUUGUGAUACUGAUCCUAGAUUAUCAGUUGAUGAUGCGAGGUAUUCCUUUGAAGAGCCAAGGGCUUCUUGGGACGGUUGUUUGAUUGGGAAACAGAAGCCAAAGGCUAACGAGGAAGCAAAUGUUGGGGAAGAGAGAUUGAGUGCUGUAAAAGAGGAAGAAAAGAUUAGCCCCGGUGGGUCAGAUCAAACGAGAGAUUGUUAUGCCGAUUCAUUGACUACAAGGAGGAAGAGUUUCGAUCGGUCCAGUUCGAGUAGGAAGAUUUCUAUGGGGGAAGCGAACGCUGAAGUGUCUCCCGGGGCUGUUGGGUUGUUUCACGGGGCGAAGCUGUUGGUUACCGAGAAAGAAUUAAGGGAUUCCAAUUGGUAUUCGAAUGUGGAAUCUGGAUCUAAGGGUGUUGAGUUUGUUGCUUCCGGGGUUGGUAAAAAAGGGUUUACUUUGAAGAAGGCAAAGGGGUGGAAAAACGUUUGGAGGAUGUGGGGUUUGAUACAGAGGCGAAAACAGAGUGAAUUCGGAGAUGAAGAGAAGACUGCUGGAGGAUAUGUAGGUGACGGGAGGCUGGCAGAGUCAUUUCAGAAACUUACUAGGGUGGCCAAUGGGGAUGAAGAUAGAGGCAUUAGAGGAGAUGUGAGUGUAGGGACACUAGCGGAGUCAUUGCAAAAAUUAAGGGGCUUGGCUAAUGGAGAUGAAGGUAAAGUUGUAGGAGGGAAUGUGGCUGAUCAUGGGACACUAGCCGAGUCCUUGAAAAAGUUAAGAAAGGUUGCCAAUGGAGGUUCAUAUGGGAGUGUUGUGAGCCAGAAGCUUAUGAAGAGCUAUAGUGUUAGUGCUCGGAAUUCAGUGGAUGGAUCAUCUUUUUAUGGAACAAGUAUGCCCGAGUGUAACUCCAAAGGUGAUGGUGAAAAGAGAAGGGAUAAUUCUAUGUUGCAGCAGAAUAGGAGUGUCAGGUAUUCUCCCAAUAACCUCGAUCAUGGAUUACUGCGGUUCUACUUGACUCCAUUGAGGAGUUAUAGGAGAAGCAAAUCUGGAAGAAGUAAGCUAAGAAACUCAAACUCUGUUAGUGGAACUGUACUGUAAUGGACGCCUAGAUUUGUUAUAAGUAGGAUAUGAUGUUGUAAAAACGUGUAUGAAUGUCUCUUUCUAUAGAUAAAGAAAACCCCCCACAUCAUAUACUCAUCUUUCUUGAGCUUAGCAUUGCCAUACUUUUUCCAAUAAUGUAGCAAUGGGGUAAAAAGGAUGGAACAGUAUCUUCAUAUUGUUAGUAUAGUGAUAAUUGUUGCAGAAAUGAAA